This is a messenger RNA of Sus scrofa (pig), 1103 nucleotides long. The record is from RefSeq and is a predicted model, not a curated record. Lineage: Eukaryota; Metazoa; Chordata; Mammalia; Artiodactyla; Suidae.
CCCCCACCUCCCCUGGGCAGAUUGUGCUCCUUCCUCCCCUGUGUCCUGCUCAUUUCACACUGGCUGUGUGGUGCCUCUUGUCUGGGAGGGAACAUCGCAUAUCCACACCACCACCCCCUCCUCAAAUAAUCCAUUUCCAUAUUGUUUGGGGCAGAAUGGGUCUCUCGGUGGGUCUGGGGAGAAGCGGGUGAGGAGGCUGGAAAGAACCGGUGGGCAUCAGAAAGCCAGGCUUGGAAGGCUUCUGGAGGGGGAGGAAGAGGCUGAUUUCAGUCCUGAGGACCUGGAGGCGGGAGUCAGCCCUCAAGAGCGGGAGUGCUCUUCUCUCCGAGGGGGUCAGAGGAGCGGGGAGGGGGAAGCAGAGGGGGGCCUUUGCCUGGAGACGUCAUCUGGCUUUUAUAAAAGGGAUGUGACCAAGGAGCUGGUGAGAGCAAGCCCAGGAGCCCAGCUCCCCUUCCUCCAAGUGGUCUCCCACCCAAGCAGUGUCAUCACCUCGGAGACCUCGGGGACCUCGUGGCGCUCCUUCUGGGCCAGGACAAGGUCACUUCCAAAACCUGCAUCUUCUCACCAGGAUGAAUGCACUGGUUUUUUGGCAGCUGAUGUUCUUUCUUUGGGCCACUUCCUUCAAGGAGACAUUAGAAAAAGUGGCACCCAUGGAGAAUCCUAGAUCUACAGGCCCGCGGCCCAUUCCGCCGCCGCUCCAGGCUCCCUGGGAGCAGGGCCCGCGGUGUGCGGAGAGAAAGCCCGCUGCCGCCGAGGCGAACCCUCGGGGGACCUCAUCGUGCCAGCCUCCCGAGAGCUCCUCGGGGCCCCAGCGGCCAGGCCUGUGCACCCCCCGCAGCCGCCUGAUCCCUGCCCCGCGGGGCGCGGUGUUAGUGCAGCGGGAGAAGGACCUGUCCGCCUACAACUGGAACUCCUUCGGCCUGCGCUACGGAAAGCGGCAGGCGGCGCCGCCCGGGAGCCGCAACCAAGGCGCCGGGCGAGACUGAGACCUUCAAACCCGGGAGGCGGGUCCAAGCAUGGGGGCGGGGCGGGGCGGGGGCGGGGAAGUGGGAGGGGCUUGGAAUUUCAACCUGAAACAAUAAAGGAAAUGCAGUGCGACUCAC